CUGAGGAUUUGUCUGGGAGAUCUGAGGUGAGAAAACUGAAGCUCUCAUCCCAAGUAGGGAAUCCAGGAAUGUCUAGUUCCUGCUCCAAAGAAAGGCACUAAACAGAAGACAUGGAUUUCAGGCUGAGAGGUAGACGCUUCUCCAUCUCAGUUUCCCUUGGGACAAAAGGAAUAAAGCCAUUGUUUGUUUUGAGAGCCUUGGUUUUGGGAACAAAAGAGAACAAAGAGAAACCUAGCAAAGGGGAAGAGCUGUGGCCAAGAUUUGCUUCAAUGAAACAACCUUUGCCUUCUCUUCCCUUUCCACAGAGGCUUUGAUUCCUGGAGAGCAUUACACAUAUCCCAUUCUUGGUCUUUAGCCACAGUUACCACAUGAUUUACUUCCCCUGGAACUGGGGCCAGAUACCUGGGCUCCCCAGGAAGGUGGGUGUGUGUGUAUGUGUGUGUAUGUUUGUGAGAAAAAAAUCGGGAGGGAAAUCCCACCUGCUGUGAGUCACCUGCCCAGCAUAAAGGGCAGUACAGAGUGGAGAGUUUAAAAAGACAAGAAGCAAGCCAGAGAGAGAGAAGGAGCCAGAGAAUUCACAAGGAAAGCAAAGAAUAAAACACAAAAUUGGAACUGGUCACACAGCAGUGAGGGAGGUCUAAAAGUCCCAACUAGCCAGGGAGAUGAAGUCUGGGCUCAGGAUGCUGCUGCUGCUGCUGCUGCUGCUUCGGACUACUGAAGGCCGUGCAGUGUUUGGUGGAAGAAAUGUGGCCUGGGAUUUGUGUCAGGAGCUGUCUCAGAAUGUUACUGCUUUGGCCUGGGGCAUUCACCCACAGAUGGGAAAUCUGGAGCUGCCAAGAGAGGAAGGCACUGGAGAAGCUGUGGAUGAUGUGCCCCGCAUCCAGUGUGGUGAUGGCUGCGAUCAUCAGAGUCUCAAUGACAAUAGCCAGCUCUGUUUGCAGCAGAUCUAUCGAGGCUUAAUCUUCUAUGGUCACUUGCUGAACUCAGACAUUUUCAAGGGGGAACCUUCUCUACUCCAGGAUGGUCCUGUGGGACAACUCCAUUCCUCUCUGCUGGGCCUCAGCCAGCUCUUACAGCCCAAGGACCAUUCCUGGAAGAAACAGCAGGUUCCUAGCCCGAGUGAGCCAUGGCAGCGUCUUCUUCUGCGUCCCAAGAUCUUACAGAGACUUCGAGCCUUUGCUGCCAUUGCUGCUCGAGUUUUUACCCAUGGGGCAGCCACUUUGAGUCCCGAAGGAAUGGAUUAAUACUACCUCAAACAUCAAAGGAUUAACAUGGAUUAAGACAGAUCUUCACUACAGGAAAAAAAUCAAGUAAUGCUGCGUUGUAUGCUUCUACUAUUGAUAAAGCAUCAUGAAUGUUGAUAACUACCAACACUGACUGCAGCCUGAAUGGCUGGGCCAACAGAUAUUUAUUUAGGAAAUUAUUUAUCCUCACGAGAGUUGUGUGUGGGGGAGAUAUUUAUGAUAUUUAUACUAAUAUUAAUUUUCUUCAAUAAAAACUUAUUUAUGUACAAAUUGAAUCUGCUUCUCAGAUGUGAGGGCUAAUGAGAGAAAGAUGGAACAUAAAUGGAAAACCAUGUCCUUCCUUUGAUUCAUCCUUCUAGCUUUUAAGUGAUUAGAGA
Antechinus flavipes (yellow-footed antechinus) is the source of this 1621-nucleotide messenger RNA. It is a transcript of the gene IL23A, whose product is annotated as interleukin 23 subunit alpha. Gene Ontology annotation, biological process: immune response; positive regulation of T cell proliferation; positive regulation of T-helper 17 cell lineage commitment. The record is from RefSeq and is a predicted model, not a curated record. Lineage: Eukaryota; Metazoa; Chordata; Mammalia; Dasyuromorphia; Dasyuridae. The coding region runs from base 663 to 1244 and encodes 193 amino acids. Gene Ontology annotation, cellular component: interleukin-23 complex; extracellular region. The transcript has 4 exons. Gene Ontology annotation, molecular function: cytokine activity.